Messenger RNA from Hibiscus syriacus, 1074 nucleotides. RefSeq names its product abscisic acid receptor PYL8-like. The record is from RefSeq and is a predicted model, not a curated record. Gene Ontology annotation, molecular function: abscisic acid binding; protein phosphatase inhibitor activity; signaling receptor activity. Lineage: Eukaryota; Viridiplantae; Streptophyta; Magnoliopsida; Malvales; Malvaceae. The transcript has 4 exons. Gene Ontology annotation, cellular component: nucleus; cytoplasm. Gene Ontology annotation, biological process: abscisic acid-activated signaling pathway. Bases 229 to 789 code for a protein of 186 amino acids.
CUUGGACCCAUGCAAAAUCAAAACUCCUGCUGCCAAGUGCUAAUCAUUAAUUAUCACAGGCGAUGAGAUGAGGAAGAAGCAAUCUGGACCUGGCGAUGGCGUUUCAUUUCGGAUCUUUCUAGGGCUCUCCGGUAACCUAACCCGCACCUGCUAACACCCAGUGUCGGCUUUCUGACCGGUUUUUUCCCUUCUCUUCCACGGCCUACGGUUUCUGCUGAGGUUACCUCGAUGGUGACCAAUAAUUAUAUCACCAUGAGCGGGAACGGUUUCAGUAAGAUGGAAGGAGAGUUCAUCAAGAGGCACCACAAAUUCGAGGUUAAUGAAAAUCAGUGCAGCUCUUCGCUCGUUAAGCACAUCAAAGUUUCUGUUCACCUCGUUUGGUCAUUAGUAAGGAGGUUUGAUCAACCGCAGAAAUACAAAUCAUUUGUUAGUAGGUGUGUUGUGCAGGGGGACCUUCGGAUUGGUAGUGUUCGAGAAGUCAAUGUUAAGUCAGGUUUGCCAGGGACAACUAGCACUGAAAGGUUAGAAUAUCUGGAUGACGAUGAGCAUAUUUUGAGUAUGAAAAUCGUUGGAGGAGAUCACAGGUUGAAGAACUACUCAUCCAUUGUUACUGUCCAUCCUGAGGUCAUUGAUGGCAGACCAGGAACAUUGGUGAUUGAGUCUUUUGUGGUGGAUGUACCGGAUGGAAACACCAAAGAUGAAACAUGUUACUUCGUUAAGGCACUGAUCAAGUGCAAUCUCAAGUCAUUGGCCGUUCAGGAUCGUACUGAACUGAUCGAAAGAAUGUGAAUAAUCUGGGUCCCUCAUAGCAGAAAUAAGGUACCUCUUUACAUUUAAGCUCCAUCCUCGGCCUACAACAGGUUUCCAAAAUGAAGAAACAAAUCAGAAAUUUCCGUGUCUUAAUUCUGUGUUUAAUAAUGUGGUGUUUGGUAUUGGAAUCUGUUGUAUAUAUCUCUGUACGAUAGGAAGUUUAUAUUCAUAUUAUUAGUUUUGCACGUAUAAACCAUUUAGUGUUUGGUGGAUAUAUCGUAUGUUGGUACAUGAUCUUAAUUUACUCAUCUUCCAAGUUAUUUA